Molecule: messenger RNA, 537 nt
Organism: Gigantopelta aegis
Lineage: Eukaryota; Metazoa; Mollusca; Gastropoda; Neomphalida; Peltospiridae
Product: putative nuclease HARBI1
Exons: 1
Coding region: 1-537 (178 amino acids)
Source: RefSeq, a predicted model, not a curated record
AUGGCUGCUGUCAUUCUUCAGCGUUAUCGAGAACGCCGAUUACUGAGGAGAAACAGAAUAUUUAGGGACCGAACUCAUCCGUUUGAUGUUUUUGACGAUGAUGUCAUAUUUGCCAAGUUUAGAUUUAGAAGACAGGAAAUUCUAGCAAUCACAGAUGACAUCAGCGUCGAUAUUCUGUUAUCUAAACGGAUGGGUUCAUUGACCCCUCUUCUGCGAGUGCUAAUUACACUUAGAUACUUUGCCAGUGGCAGUUUCCAAGACGUUUGUGGGGAGCUUAUAGGAGUUGACCAGUCAACCGUAAGCCGAACUGUGACAAGAGUCACCGACGUCUUGCUACGUCAGGUACCAAACCAUGUUCGAUUACCCAAUGGAAAAAAACAAGAUGCCAUAAAAACUAAAUUUUAUGACAUGAGUGGAUUUCCAAAUGUGGUUGGAUGCAUCGAUGGGACUCAAGUUCAAAUACAAGCUCCUACGCAGAAUGAACAUGAAUUUGUUAACAGGAAAGGCUACCAUUCCAUCAAUGUUCAGGUAAGAUAA